AUGUCUUCUGAGUCAGAAAAGGAUAAAGAGAGACUGCUUCAAGUUGCCAAAAUAUUCUUCUCCCGCACGCUAGAUCUGGAUUCUUUCAUAAAUAGGUUUGUUGAGUUGUUUAACCUCAAGAUGAAGACUCAUAUCCGCCCAACAAAUAUGAAUGAAGAGAACUGCAUUAAAGAUUUCUUUGAAAAAAUGAUCAAAAAUUUUAAAGAGAUGCAAUUGAUGGUAGAUUUAAAGUACAAACAAAUUCAAAAAGAGCCAUUAUGUUCCAAGGUGAUGACUGCUGUGACCUCUGUAGUGGACAAGUGUGCAAAUGUGGGUCCACAGACAGCUAAAGAAAUGCUCAAAAAUAUCCAGACCCCCGCUGCUUCCUUUGUGCUGAGCCACAUUUUUGAGAGUCUGGAAUCUUCUCUUUCACUCCUGAUGCAGUCCCCCAUCAUGGGGCUUCGGUUAUGUGACUUCUAUAAAGAGGAGACCAAAGAGCAGUCAGAGGCCUCCACAUCCGAGAAAAGUCCAGAAUUUCCCAAGGCCACCACAGAGGAUGCCUGGAAGAAGCUGCAGGAUGCUUUAAGAAUGGAGGAUGUCCACCAGGCAUCAGAAGCAGCAGUAGAUGCCCUGGAACAGUUUGUCAAGACUCUGGAGUCGAUGUUACAGGCCCUCCGGAAAGCCAUAAAGACCAUGGAAGGGGAUAUGGCCACAUGUAUGGAAGCUGGGGGCAAGUAG
Messenger RNA from Psammomys obesus (fat sand rat), 717 nucleotides. It is a transcript of the gene CUNH12orf60, whose product is annotated as chromosome unknown C12orf60 homolog. NCBI's taxonomy places the organism in Eukaryota, Metazoa, Chordata, Mammalia, Rodentia, Muridae. The record is from RefSeq and is a predicted model, not a curated record. The transcript has a single exon. Bases 1 to 717 code for a protein of 238 amino acids.